Messenger RNA from Aspergillus pseudonomiae, 2108 nucleotides. Its product is annotated as beta-lactamase/transpeptidase-like protein. The record is from RefSeq and is a predicted model, not a curated record. Lineage: Eukaryota; Fungi; Ascomycota; Eurotiomycetes; Eurotiales; Aspergillaceae. The transcript has 2 exons. Bases 362 to 1927 code for a protein of 521 amino acids.
UUGUAUGAUAUUAGCAGUGCCAACUAUGGAGAUACCUCUAUUAAUACCAUGUCAUAUUAAGUACACCCAAGCUUACCCAAGUUGGCCGAUCAGCACCUCCCGUCAAGACUUCACUAGCAGUUCUUCGGCGAGGCUUAGCCAUGGUACUAAAAGCACUAAUCCUUAGCGGAGGGUCUGAAUCUAUAUGCAUAAAUACUACCUUACCUUCCCUUUAAUAUAACUGCGCCGGUAGCCUAACGAACUAGUGCUUAUUCUUUAGAAGUUCAAAGGACAUCAUAUAAGUAAUGUACAAUACCCUCUGACCCCAGUCCCAAUCCUACCCAGCCUAUACUUAGCCUCUCUUCUCCGACAUAUAACAAGCAUGCAACGCGGAACAUCUCCCCUAACGCCCGAAUUCGACGAUCUCGUCAACGCCCUCCUAGCUGAAUGGCACGUCCCAGGCACGUCAAUCGCCAUCAUCGAUGGACCGGAUACCUUCACUAAGGGCUACGGCAUAUCCAAAUACCCCAACACGCCAGCCACCCCACAAACCCUCUACUACACAGCCAGCACCACCAAAUCCUUCACAGCAGCAGCCCUAUCCCUCCUCAUCGACGACGCCGCCAACACCACCACCACCACCACCACCCAACAACCCCAACCCCUAACCUGGACAACGCCUCUCUCAUCCCUAAUCCGCUCCGACUUCGUCCUCCCAGACGCCUAUGCCACCCAACACAUCACCCUCGAAGACGCCCUCUCCCACCGAACAGGCCUCCCAGAGCACUCGUACCAUUUCCGGCCCGACAACUCAUGCACCCCCAAAGACGAGGUCCGAAGACUGCGCCAUCUCCCCAUGACAGCCGCCAUCCGCACCAAAUACAUGUACAACAGCUUCAUGUACACGGCCGUUUCGCACGCGAUCGAAACCCUCACCGGCCGCGACUUGGGCGUCUUCCUCCGGGAAAGAAUCUGGGCUCCGCUCCACAUGGACGCGACGUAUUGGACGCUCCGUGAUGCGGUGGCCAGUCGACCGGAUGAGCUGGCGGGCGCAUAUGUCUGGGAUGCUUCUUCUUCUUCUUCUUCUUCUUCUCCUUCUUCCCCAGGGUUCGUCGAGAUAGACCACCCCGAGUAUGCGGAGUUAUCGGGCGCCGGAUGCAUGAUCAGCAACGUAGUGGACUAUGCGAAGUGGCUCCGGUACAUGAUGGCCCAGAGCGGGCCGUUAAGCCGGGCCGGACAUGCGGCGCUUGUGUCGCCGCGGGUGGUGUCCAUGACUGGAGCGACGAAUCUGUUCCCGGGGCCGCAUCUAUACGCGCUCGGGUGGCGGGUGGAUUCCUACCGGGGGCAGACGAUUGUGUGGCACACGGGGAGUAUUGGGGGGUUUGGGUCUGUGAUGAUGUUUCUGCCUGGGCGGGACUGGGGGUUGGUUGUCAUGGGCAAUUCGACGGUGACGAGUAACCAGAUGCAGCAGGUUUUGUAUAUGUAUUUGUUGGAUGGGUUGCUGGGCACGCCGGUGGGGGAGCGCGUGGAUUGGGGAGUGGUGAUUAGGGAGAAGAUGGAGAGGCGGCGGCGGAGGGAGUUGGCUUCUGCGAGGGAACGGAUUUACCCGGUCUUGCCUUGUCCUGUUUUGCGGCCGGCGUUGGAGGUGUGGGAGUAUACGGGGGGUUAUUGGCAUCCUGGGUAUGGGGCGAUGGAUUUGGUGCUUGAUGUUGGGGGGAAGGCGCUCGUUGCUGAUCGCCGGAGUCAGGAGUUUAGUAUGAUGGUUGCGAUGGAGCAUGUCAGUGGGGAGUUUUGGUUGGCGAGGUUGCAGGAGAGGUACAAGGAUCCUCGCGAUUAUGAGGUUGUGCGCGCCGAGUUCAGGCUUGGUCCGGAGGGCGUGAGAGAAGUUGGUGUCGAUCUGGAGCCGACGAUGGAUGGGGAGUUGAUCUGGUUUCGGAGGGUGGAUUGAUUUUCUACAUGGUUCAUGGGAUAAAUAUAUGAGGAAGAGCAGAACGUAAACAUUGUCAGUAGCAAAUGCCCCUACUAGAACUAUCUAAUCGGCACAAUGUACCAUGUUGAAUGGCCAGCAAACUAGAUUGCAAACGAGGGUCGAGCAUGGGCCAUGUUGGAUGGCGUCAAGCAUAGGAAUG